GGGGCGAUUGGUGAGCAACAGAUCCGGACACCGCACUCCACAUAAGGAUCGUUAUCGCCGGUUGAGACGAUGAAAGUGUUCCGCAGGAAGGCGAUCAUCCUGUGCCUGGGCUAUGUGCUCCUGCUGGUGCUCACUAUGCUCAACCUGAUGGACAAAUGGCACAAGGAGCCCCAACAAUGCAACGAGCAGGUACGGUACACCCCUUAUCAGAGCCGCUCCGACAUCCGCUACUUGUACCGGCCUUCACCUCCCAGGAAGAGGCAGCUGGUCUACGUCUUCACCACCUGGAGGUCCGGCUCGUCCUUCUUCGGGGAGCUCUUCAACCAGAACCCCGAUGCCUUCUUCCUCUACGAGCCCGUGUGGCAUGUGUGGCAGAAGCUGUACCCCGGGGAUGCCAUGUCCCUGCAGGGGGCUGCCCGCGACCUCCUGAGCGCCCUCUACCGGUGCGACCUGUCUGCCCUGCAGCUCUACAACACGGCCGGGGCCAAGAACAUCAGCACGCUGGGCAUCUUUGGAGCUGCCACCAACAAGGUCAUCUGCUCUACCCCCAUCUGCUCGGCCUAUAGGAAGGACGUGGUGGGGCUGGUGGACGAAAAGGUGUGCAAGAAAUGCCCCCCGCAGAGCCUGAGCAUGCUGGAGGAAGAGUGCCACAAGUACAACACCAUAGUCAUUAAAGGGGUGAGGAUCUUCGACAUCAACGUGCUGGCUCCGUUAAUGAUGGAUCCCUCCCUGGACCUGAAGGUCAUCCAUCUGGUCAGGGACCCCCGGGCGGUGGCUAACUCCAGGAUUAAGUCGAGACACGGCUUGAUCAGAGAGAGCCUACAGGUGGUCCGGAGCAGGGACCCCAGGAUCCGCAGAGUUCCCUUCAUUGACCCAGGACACAAACUGAACAAGAAAGAUGGCUCGGACUAUCAUGCCAUAGGAGCCAUGGAAGUCAUAUGUAGCAGCAUGGGCAAGACGCUGAGGACUGCGUUCAACCCGCCGAGCUGGCUCAAGGGUAACUACAUGGUGGUGCGAUACGAGGAUCUAGUGGUGGAUCCCAUUAAGACCCUGAGGCAUGUCUAUGGCUUUGUGAACCUUUCGGUGAGCCCAGAGAUAGAAAAGUUCUCCCUUAACAUGACUAGUGGCUCGGGCUACUCCUCCAAACCGUUUGUGGUGUCUGCCCGCAACGCCACCCAGGCGGUCAGUGCUUGGCGGACAGUGCUUUCCUUCUUGCAGAUAAAACAGGUGGAGGAAUAUUGCCAGGCUCCUAUGGACUUUUUGGGUUACCAGACAGUCUCGAGCCAAACAGAAGUGAAAGAUCUUAGUAAAUCGCUUCUAAAAAAACCCAUGUUGUGAACUUCUCUGGCUGGUUGACCCAUUGCCUGCAACACUAAACUUCCCAACUACUGUACCAAAUGUCUGCAGUUGUCUUUUCCUUUCAGUAAAGUCACGCCAUUUCUCUACAGCUCAUCAGUUCUGGCUCCUUUUCCGUAGAAUAUACCCAAAAUGACAGAAUGGGUUUAAGCUUUUGGUGUUCUGCUGAUGUUCUUUAUACCUUGUCCUCUGGGUCCAUUGAUGGGUCAUGCUCAGGGUUAAUUAUACUGCAGAUGUGAUGGGUC
Molecule: messenger RNA, 1601 nt
Organism: Nanorana parkeri
Lineage: Eukaryota; Metazoa; Chordata; Amphibia; Anura; Dicroglossidae
Gene: CHST2
Product: carbohydrate sulfotransferase 2
Exons: 1
Coding region: 70-1338 (422 amino acids)
Biological process (GO): N-acetylglucosamine metabolic process; sulfur compound metabolic process; carbohydrate metabolic process
Cellular component (GO): Golgi membrane
Molecular function (GO): N-acetylglucosamine 6-O-sulfotransferase activity
Source: RefSeq, a predicted model, not a curated record